Alnus glutinosa is the source of this 740-nucleotide messenger RNA. Its product is annotated as heavy metal-associated isoprenylated plant protein 16-like. The transcript is spliced from 3 exons. Lineage: Eukaryota; Viridiplantae; Streptophyta; Magnoliopsida; Fagales; Betulaceae. Gene Ontology annotation, molecular function: metal ion binding. Bases 84 to 497 code for a protein of 137 amino acids. The record is from RefSeq and is a predicted model, not a curated record.
UUCUCCAUAGACACAGAUCGAUUAAGCUCCCCAGAUCAGUUCUCCCACGAAAGCCCCUUCUUUCUUCUUCCUUCCUCUAAAACAUGAAGCAAAAAAUAGUUAUCAAGGUGCUAAUGACCUGUGACAAAUGCAGAACCAAGGCCAUGAAGAUUGCCGCAAAAACAUCUGGUGUGAACUCGGUGGCAAUAGAAGGUUCAGAUAAAGAUCAGUUGGUGGUGAUUGGCGAAGGUGUCGACACGCCUAACUUGACCCGCUCGCUAAGGAAGAAGCUGUGCUAUGCGGAAAUAUUGAAGGUGGAAGAAGUGAAGCCAAAAGAAGAAGAGAAGAAGCCAAAAGAAGAAGAGAAGAAGCCAAAAGAAGAAGAGAAAAAGCCGCCGUUAUGUCCGACGUUGUCCCUCUGCCAUCAAUAUCCACCAUUUCCUAUGUACUGUGAGCCCAUGUACUGUGAACCCCUCCGCUGUGCCUCUUCAAGUGACGGUGGCUGCUUUAUCAUGUGAUCCAUAUUGUCUGAUUAUUUGCAACCCCGAUUUAUGAGGUCUGAUCCAUUUUUCCUCUUUGUCUCUCUCGAUCAAGUUUAGUGUAAUAACGACGUGUAUGUCACAGAUUAUUAUUGUUAUUUUUUUGUUCUCUUGGCCAAUAUUGGCUGGAAUAAUGAAUCAGCAACUGGGGUUUAUGUCUUUUAAACAAGAAUAUCUGUUGAGGAAUUUGAUAAUCCAUGAGCCAAAAGCACGUACAAGUAA